AUGGUCGCCAUCGCCACCUCCUUCUCCGCCGCCGCCGCCGUCGCCGUCGCCCGCCGGAGCUCCCCGGCUCACCUCCAGCUCGUCGCUCGCCGCCGCCUCCCGUUCUGCACCGCUGCCUCCUCUUCCUCCGCGCCACCUGCUGCUGCGGCGGGCUUUGGGUGGGCCGACGCCCUCCGAGUUGCCAGCGAAUUCGGGGUCGGCGAUGAGUCCGACCUUUCGGGGUACUUCCGGAAGGUCGACAUCUGCAACCGAGGAAUGGGUGAUAAGGGGGAGUUUGUGGAGUUCAUGGUUGAGGAUCAAGUGGUGGGAUACAUCCACAAGGGUUUUACCGAACAUCUGAGGGACUUCCAUGAUGUUUUUACCAUUGUCUCGGGCAACAAUGGCAAGAACAGUGUGGACCACGUGACUCUCCACUCAUCGCUCAGGACUCCAGAAGAUCGAACAAUCGCCAUCGGAGAUGUCAUAAAAGGCCUAGGGGAACUCAUUUCUGGUAUACGAAAUGAGCUCUAUCCAGUAACCUCAUCUUACGGCAUGCCUGUGUAUUUCUCUCUGGAACGUGCUGCUGCUCCCUACUUUGGUAUAAAGGCUUAUGGUGUUCAUAUGAAUGGGUACAUUGAGAAGCGUGGUGAAAAAUCUCUUUGGAUUGGUAAGAGAAGUGAUGAGAAGCAAACUUACCCUGGGAUGCUAGAUCAUCUUGUUGCUGGUGGCCUGCCUUACGGAAUCUCCUGUAAAGAGAAUAUCAUCAAGGAAUGUGAAGAGGAAGCAGGAAUACCAAGAUCCAUGUCAACCAACGCUACUUCUGUUGGAGCCGUUUCUUACAUGGAUAUCAAUGGGUUUAGAUACAAAAGGGAUGUUCUGUUCUGCUAUGACCUUAGACUUCCUGUAGAUUUCGUUCCUAAUAAUGAAGAUGGAGAAGUUGAUAGCUUCAGGCUAAUCCCUGUACCACAUGCUGCAAACAUUAUACGGAGGACAGAUUUUUUCAAGUCAAACUGCAACCUUGUGAUCAUUGACUUCCUCUUCCGUCAUGGGUACAUAAACCCAGACUGUAAUGGGUACCUGAAGCUGCUGACAAGUUUGAGGAGUGGUGAUUGUUCCUAG
Molecule: messenger RNA, 1098 nt
Organism: Triticum turgidum subsp. durum (durum wheat)
Lineage: Eukaryota; Viridiplantae; Streptophyta; Magnoliopsida; Poales; Poaceae
Source: the annotation of a GenBank genome assembly